AUGGUGCAGCAUGAAACACGUGGGGGAAUGCACCUCCUAUUCCACCCAAGCCCGCUCGAUGCAUGGAUCGGGCGCAACAUACAGUGCGACGAGGACACCGGGGAGCUUUAUGACGAGAAGGGGAAGAUGCUGGGGGAGAGCGACCGGGAGGCCUACGCUAACUACAGGGGGAGACUCUCCCAACGUCGAGCUUUGGGUGCAGCCGCCGACAAGUUGGUGAAAAUCACGGAUGAGUAUAUGCCCCGGAUCACCAAUGAGACGCGCGCCUUCAUAAUGCGCUUUCCGCACCGCAUCCCCAAGCUUCUCAAAGAAGCCCGCAAGGUGAAGAAGAGGAAGCAAGCGCGGGGGGGGACGGGAACAACACACCGCCGAGCCGCGAGAGGGGACCCACAACGGGAGCCCGACGGGAGGACUUCGCCAACUACAGCCAGACCGACCGAGGCAGCCAGCAGCUCGAGGGCGGAAGCAACGACCAGUGUGAAAAAGGAGGCAGCCAGCAGCUCAAAAGGGGAAGCAACGACCAGUGCGAAAAAGGAAGACAGUACCCCAGAUACGCCACCAGACUGGGGGAGCGACACCAGCCAAGCAGAGGAAGACCGGGGGGCACUGGACGACCAUGGUGCAGCCCCGGGGGGACACAACAUGAUGGACUACCACAACUACCAGGACGAGGACCCACAAUGGCCGUGGGGAGCACACGGCAGACCUUCGGACCGAGAAGCUCACCAAACAAAGCCAGCGGAGCCGGCGGGGGAACCCAGUGGGAACAUGGCCGACCGCAGGAGACCCGCAGAACCAGAAGGAGUGCCCAGGACAGCGGAAGGGCAAAGGAAAAGACCGCGCCAGCCUGCUGACCCACGUGCUGCCACACAGAGGGGGACAGCGACCGUCAAACUGGUGCCGAGCAUGGGCUGGCAAGUGAGGGAGGUACAAGAACACAUGGCCCGACGCAGAGUUGGGGGAAGCAACGCAGAGGAGUACACGGCCGACGCAGAGAGGGGAGACUCACAGACCAGUGCGCGCAUGCGCACCGGGAACGGGGGAGCAACCCGGGCGUACAUCCGAGAGAGUGACCUGUGCCCCGAUAGCCCUCGCGUCCAGUUCUACAGCCUUGUUGUACUACGCGACUUCACCUUCCUCGUUGACUUCCGUGAGUACGGUGUCCUCGGAGAACACGGGGACCGGCGCCUGGCGGCGAGCGGGGGAGAUCCACACCCGCUACCAGAACGAGAUCGGCGCGGUCCAAUCGCAGGAAGCCUGGUGACACCGACCCUCACCGUGGAAGCCAUUGCACAAGCACUCCGGGGCGAACUGCGUGAAGGCUUUGCGCAACAACAAACCCGCCUCUCAAAGGAAAUCAAAGAGGAGAUCGGGGAGGCCAUCACGAAGGUCAACAGGCGCAUCGAGGAUGUGGAGCGCGGGGUCACCAAGCAGCUGAACAAAGCCCUCACCAGCAUGCAGGAGCUCUCCGCCCGCCAGGACAAGCAGGGGGUCGCCAUCGUGCAAGUCGGAGCUGAGACCAAGCAGCUGGCCAACAAGAUCCUCAACCUCGAGGAGAAGCUCGCCCGAAUGGAGGGCCGGGGACCCCUGCAGCGCCAAGAUGCCGGGGAAGCUCGUAGACCAGCCUUCAUUGUUGGAGGGUGGAGCCCAGACCAGGAGGCCGCAACUACGCUAGAAAAAGCAAAAGCCGUUCUUCGCGACCUGCAAGUCGAUGUGGACAUGGAGAACGCGUUUGUUCCGGGGCUCCGCCGCGGAUAUGUGAUCGUGCCCAUGACCGCGAGGGCCGACGAGGACACCUACAUGAUGCGGGACCGCGUUCAGAAGGCUGUUGUCCGAGUUCGGAAUGCAAACAUCACCUUGGGCGAGAGGGAGGACGGGACGCCGUCCCGGUUGUGGAUGGCAGUGUCGCAGCCACCAGAACGAAGAAAAAGGGCGCAACUUGCUGCCAAAGUUAAGCGCUUAGUCCUCGAGCAGCAGGGGUCCCACCAGUCCCUGGACGUUGAGUUUGCCACUGGCUCCGUGUGGUACGACAACCGCAAGAUUUCCUCAACAGGGGGCCCAAAGCCAGAGGGGGCCACCGAAGCAGGACCAGGAUGGGUCGACUUGGGGCAAAUUGCAAGACUUCUGGGAGUUACCGGGGACACCAUUGCAGAGGUUCUUUUGCCUGCGAUUCGGGGAUCACCACCCCUUGACAAAGUCGACAUUUGGUGCUUUCAAGAAGUCGUCGUUCCCGAAGGGAUCAAGUUCGACUCCACCCCGCACUGGCGAGUCAGCACAUGUAUCACCGAGAAGGGCAAGGCACUCUGUGGGGUGGUCUCCUACCACCUGCCGCACCAUGCCACCGUGGACCAAGUCGGGGUCCAACUGGCGGCACUUGCCAAGCACCCGGCCAUUCAGGAAAAACGGGUCUAUAUGGGGACAGAUGCCAAUGAAACGUUCACGGCCCGAGCGGGGAGCAACACCGCGGUCGCCCACACAGCACGCGGGGACCUACUGUUGGCCUGGGUCUCGGAGCACCACCUUAGGCUCCCCCCACAAAGGCUCGAGGAACCGAGCCAUUUUCCAUACAACACGGAACUCCGGCCGCGACGACUGGACUACAUGAUGAUUAAGGGGACCCAUUCCACAGCAGCGCACAUCAGUGAUUACAGGGACAUCCCGGCCUCGGACCACGAGGCAAUCACUCUGUGGACCACGAGCCCUCCAACGUCAACGCGACCUAUAACAGUCACCCGGCUUGGGGGGCCCCCAUUACGUUUCCCGCCGAUGCCUGAACGUGAAGUGCAUGCCAUCUUGCAGCCGCACGGGGACAUCUACACUGGACUCAAGGAGGCAGCUUUUGCGGUUACCAUGCCAAGGCCAGGGGAACGUUUCAAAGAAAGCCCGGACCUCAAGAAGCUUCGGGCCGCGGCCCAGUGCACCCCAGCGGGGGCCACAAGACGGCAGCUUUGGAAGAAGGUCCACAGCGACCGCAAGAAGGAGCACAAGGUGUGGGCCCAAGACCUGGCAAAGCGUGCGGGAGAGCGCUCAUGGUACGCCUACCGAGAGGUCAAGAACCAAGCACGGGGGAACAAACAAUGGGAGGAGGCUCUCACAGACAAAGACGACUGGAGAGAACGGCUAGCCAAGCACUUCAAAGCCAUCUUUGCCAAAGAGGACCCCACAACCGUUGCAGAACAGAUGCGGGGCCUCACCCAUGAGCUCACAAGGAAAUGCAAGGCGACACCAUGGCGGCCGUUCACGGAAGACGACCUGCGGGGAAUCAUGGCCAAGUGGCGCAACAACAAAGCCACCGGCGAGGGCCGCAUUAGCCAUGAAGCGGUCCGCUACAUUUCCUUGACAAGGCGGGGACUCACGAGGCUACUCUGGUUCUUCAACGACGUACUGUACAAAGGGACCUUCCCGCCGGGCCUCGAUGAGGGCAUCGCGGUCCUCCUUCCCAAGACAAAGAUGCCGGAUGAUUUCUCCGACACCAGGCCCAUUACGCUGUCGAAUAUUUUGCUCAAGAUCACGGCACAGCUCCUGCUUCGGAGGGGACUGCCCCUACUGCGGCCGAUCGGGGCCCUCCAGUUCUGCAAAGCCGGUAGCCAAUCAGUGGAACUCAUUUUGGCACUGCGCCGCCUUGCUCAGCAGUCGUGGGAAUGGCAAGAGAAAUUCUGGAUCAUCAAGUUGGAUGUUCGUGUCGCCUUCGACUCCAUCAGCCAAAUCUACCUCGGGGACCUCAUCGCCAACAAGCUCGGGGACUCACUCCCAUGGGAGUCGCGCACAUGGCUGCAGCUUAUUGGGGCCAGGGGCUUCAAAGUGGUGUUCGGGGAGACUACGGUGCCGAUCUCCCAGACGAACGGCGUGCGCCAAGGAUCACCCGAUUCCCCCUCACUGUUUUCAGCAGGGAUAGGGGAAGCCAUCGACCAGGUCGUGCAAGAUCUCCGGGGAGAAUCCCGCCAGGGGCCAAACCCCAAGCUGCCACCAGCGCCGCAUGGGAUCGGGGCGUUCAUGGAUGACACCUAUAUCUGGGGGUCAUGCCACCGCUGGAUCCAGAAGUGCCUCGACGCAACCCAGGCACGACUUCGGCAGCGGGGACUCGAAAUUAACCCCAAGAAGACGAUGGUGAUCUGCAGCCGCAGCGGGGCCGAAGGUUUUGUGAUCGGGGACCAAACAGUACCCGCGGACCCCCCAGAGUCCACUAUGCCAGUACUUGGUUCCCCGCUGACCUUCAUCAACCAACCGGGGGCACUUGUUUGCGAGAUGCAGCACAGAGCGCGCAGGGGAUACCAUGCGAACAAAAAGAUCCUCACGUGCAAAGAAGCGCGGCUAGACGACCGGCUCCGGUCUUCUAUCACCCUGAUACGGUGGCAGCUGCUCGGGCAUGUCGCCCGCCACCCAAGCCCCACAAGGGACAUCCUCGAGUGGCGCAAUCAGCGCUGGUGGAACGCACAACAGCGCCUCAGCCCAACGAUCGGGGCAAGGCGCCCGCACCAGUUCAACUCCCAGCUGGAUGACAAACGAAAGGUCAUCAAGGCGGCGGGGACCGACUGGAUGCAGCAGGCCCAAGACAGGGAACACUGGCAACGGUUGGUGGACACAUUCCUAGAACAGCAGGAUGUGGAGUGGGCUACAGGCACGAGCACCACGGGGGCCACUCCCGUCGGCAGCGUUGCUGGCGAUUAUGGGGGGGAUGUGCCCGUGAGAAGCAGACCCGAAGACCGGCAUGGCAGGCCCGGGGCCAGCUACAGCGUCUUCUACCACGGUGCCCGGGACCCCACCGGCUACACGACCGACCACGACCAGCGGCUCAGCUACAGCAGGGCCCGCCGCCGGGAACACAUUGGCCAGCCUGAAACCCCCUACAUCGUCUUCUGCCACGGAGCCCGGGAGCUCCCCAACAACACGAUCCUCCGGAAGCUCGCCAACUAUGAGUUCAACCGAGACGGGGGAACCGAGCCCCACCGCACCAGCGAGGACUACGCCGACUACUACCACGACGCCCAGGAACGCACCACCUACACGAUCCUCCGCAAGAUCGCCAGAGUUCCAGCGAGCCAGACCUCGAGCCGAGGGGCCCACGCACACACCAUCAUCCGCCGCGGCAGCCAACAAGGGGGAGCCAGGGGCGCAGAGCAGCCGCAGCCCGGCAGAGCCGAAAGGCAAAGCAAAUGGCCCGGAGGCCGCGUGGAACAGAGGACCCGCAAUAAGGAGCACAAAUCGGCCGUACAGGCCGCUUUCCAGCAGAGAGGCUGGGUCAAACCAGAGCACCUUACGUGGAAGGAGGCGGAAAAGUGGUUGUAUCCACCCGGCCAGCGCAGCAGCACAAGGCCACAGGAGGAGGACAUGCACCAAUUGGGCCGACCUCCUCAACCGCCACCUGCUCCCCAUAGGGACCCCAAACCAACAGAGGGGGACCCACGGGGCCGCGAGAACACCUCCAGCACUACUACGUGCAAGGUGGCCCCGGGACCUGUUGACCUGGAUACCGGCCAGCAGGUGGCGAAGCAUCUCCAAUGUGAUCCCGACAGGCUUGAUGAGUUCUACAUUGCGGGCGGAGAGUUUGGAAGCAGUGCGAGGCAGGAUCGGGUGAGGCGACAUGUGGGUUACUCGUCGCUGAACUUCUUUGCUUCGAUUGCUGCAGUAGUUCCUAGCAUGCAGGGUCACUUUGACUGGAAGCAUGCCACCAGAAUUGGAGAAGCGAGUAAUCCUGGUCCUUCGGGUGGAGGGUCGCGUGCAACAGCCUGCCGUAGGGCUGAGAUGGAAGUAGAUGAUGGAGGAGAUGGCGGCUUCGGCGGCCUUGCUGGCCUACUUAGGCCCAUGCUGGAGACUUUGAUUCGUGAACUACUUCAGGAGCUUCUUGCUGAGGGGGGGCUCAAGGGCAUGAUUGCUGAUAUGCUGGGUGGCCGGGUUCCAGCCACUUCAUCGCGGGCUCCUUCGGCGGCACACUCUGCGGGUGAGGUCGUGCCGGAAGAGGGGGCUAACAAGAAGGGGCGCUGGGACAAACGUCGCGGCGAUGAUGAUGACGAGCAGCCCAAGGGCAAGGGCAAAGGCAAGAACAACAGCGGCGAGCAGGCCAAGGGCAAGGGCAAGAACGACCUGGCCAAGGGCAAUGGCAAGGACAAUGGCGGCGAUCAGGCCGGCAAGGGCAAGAGCAGCCAUGGCGACCUGUCUAAGGGCAAGGGCAAGCACAAUGGUGGCGAGCAGGCGGGCAAGGGUCUUGGUUCCAGACCGGAUGCUGCCGAUGGUGCUGAGUGGACAGUGGUCGGGCCCGCCAAGAAGCAGGCCGAGUGGCAGCUUCGAGGUUCUGAUUGGACUGAGGCUGUCAUGACUUAUGAUGCGCUUGUGGCUGCCUUUGGCAGCGAUAGCAAUGAUGCUGUGAAGGGCGUGGUGCUCGCAUCGGACGAGGAGUUCGACACCCUUAAGACUUUGCUGCGUGGAUCCUCUAAGGCACAUGGCGUGCUGCUGGUGCAUCAGAAUAAGGAUGCCUCCCAACGGUGUCCCGGCGUGACGGGCAGCAAGCUGGGCAUCAGGACGGUGGACUUCCACAGGUCCUACACCCCAGGCUUGGUCGCGCCUCAGCCUAGGGCUGCGGCGGCGGCACAGAAGUUGGAACCGAAGCAGAGCUCUGUGGUCUAUGCCAGGUUCCUCCAGAAGUUUAUGCCAGCCGAUAAAUGGAAGGAGAUUGUGAAGCAGCCGCAGCGGGCCUUUCAUGGGUUCCUGGCUCAGCAUCGUCUUCGUGCUUUGGAUAGCUGGGGCUGGCAGAUUGAGCAGGUGCAGGCCACUCCUUACCAAAAGGUCUUUGGCUGCGGGCGGCUGCUCAACACUGACGUGGAGACCCUCUUGAGCCUGAGUGGGAAAAAUGGUCUCUUCUUCGACGUGGCCCGUGGGUUUCCCUUGGGUCCGGUGCAAACGGAGUGGCAUAGCCAGCAGGAGAGCGAAAAUGCCACCGAUUUCCUCAACCGGCUCCUCACGAUUCCUUCCGACUUCGGGCUUAUCGCGGGUGCUAAGCAGAUUGGCAAGCGGCUCCGGCGGGACCCCAACCAGCCGGUCCAGAGGCACUGGGUUAUCGAUGGUGUUCCUCGGGAUGUUAGUCCAGAUGAUCUUCGCACGGUGCUUCAGGCAGGUCACUUUGAGGAUGUGGAGAUGACGUUGCAGCGCAGGCACGGCAACUUGAUGGCAUAUCAUUUUCGUGCUAAAACUUUGCUGACGGCGGACAGCCUUGCUGUGCCGCUUCUCCUUGGGGAUGUGGAGCUGGACCUGUGGGCUCGCAUUGCCCCCCCGAAAAGGGGCCGGGGCACUACACAGACCAUUGCGACUUCUGGUGCUUGGCGGUUGGAGGCUCCGCGCUCAAAAUGGUCUACCGAGCGGGUGGCUGUGGAGCUGGAUGAUGAGGACGCGGAUGCGUCUGCGGGUGCCCUUGUCAUCAACAAGGGUGCGGAUACCAGCGAUGAUGCCACCAUGAAGGCGGGCGCUGGAACUACUGAGGAGCCUGCUCCUAAGGAGGGUGAGGUGACGGCGGCCGGGAACGAGAAUGCGGAGAAGAAGGAUGCUGGGAAGCGGGGCGGGUCGGCGACCGGGUCGGCUGCGAAGCGAGCUGCUGGGGUGCAGCGUGCUCUCCCCGAGGGGGCCAAGGUCACCAAGAUCGAGAAGGACGGCAACUGCCUUUUCAGUGGCCUUGCAAAGGGCAUCAACAACUUGAAGCCUUCCGGGCACCAGCUCACUGGAGCAGAAGUCCGGGCGAAGAUUGCGGUGCAUCUUCGCCGCAACGAGGAUAAGUACGCUCAGGAGUGGGACAAAGAAAUGCCCAAUAGGUCCAAGGCCGAGAAUUGGGAAGCCUACGUGAGUGCGAUUGAGGUUGAUCAAACUUGGGGAGGACUCCCAGAGAUCCGUGCAGCGAGUCGCAUAUGGGACGUGAGAGUUAUCAUUUUCCCCACGUCCCAACACAUUGAGCCCUUUCAUGUCCAUGGGCAGGCUCGCAAAAGGGUGCUGUCGCUGCUUUUUACAGGCAGCCACUUUGACCUCAUCGAGGGUGACAAUGGUUCUCUCCCGAGGGCCCUGCUGAACAUUAAAGCCCCACCGCCUGCUGUCCCGAUGCGGGGCGGGGGCCGGGCCUCUGAUGAUGGAGCUUCGGUGUGGACCAGAUCGUCGGUGCGUUCCUGCUCGUCUUCCUCACGGGCGGCUUCAGUGUGGACUACUGCGUCGGGCGAUGGCAAGGCCGAGGGCAGCCAGGGCCCGCAUGACGAUCGGAGUCGCGAGUCGGAGGGUGCAUGCACGCCAGGGUCGGUCUGGACUCAGGCGACGGCUGCUGGCGCAAAGCGGCGCUGUGCUUCAUCGGCUUCGGCUUCUGAUGGUGGCGGCGGUGGCCCGGCGCGGAUCCCUGAGGAUGCGGCUUCUGGCACUGUGGCGCGGCUUGGCGGGCGGACCCCUUCCUUGGUGGCGGAGAUCCCCGAGGAGCUCGAGGACGUUCCUGUGGAGGCCGGCGUCCGGGGCAACGGGGGCCAGAAGCAGUGCAUGUUGAACCUUCGCCAGUACUGGGCUCGGAAAAGCACGAGGCAUCCUGGGCUGCAGGCUGAUGGUAGCUUCAAACUGGGUUGUGAGCUUUGUGCGAAGAUCUUCCAUGGGAAAGACUCCACCCAACUGGCCAAGAGGCGAUACAGGCACUGCCAGUCGUGGCACCCGGAUGCCGAGCGGAACUUUGGCCGCUACCCUUCUUCGGUUGUCGAGCUUCGGCCUCUUCCCAAGGACACCCAGGUGGAUUGGAGAUGCCCUUGCUGCCGGUAUGCGGUUCCCCGUGGCGAGCUGCAAAAGGCCUCGAGCUGGGCUUUCAUGAAGGCGAGGGAGGCACAUCGACUUAAGGCGCAUCCGGCGCUCUCGAGGUCGGCUUAUGCUGCCUGUGCUCGUAACGUGCGCAAGGAUUCCAAGGCCAUGAAGCUCCGUGUCUUGUACCUGAAUCAGGGACUGGCCAAGCGGCAGGCUAAAGGGAGCUCCUCUUCGGCAGCCGAUGCCCUGGCUGGCUUUGAGAGCUUCACGUGGCCGGUGCGGCGCAGUGAUAAAAAACGGCCACCCAAGUUGAUGCUGCGGGCCGCCUGGCGGUGCCGAGAGUGCCGUCGUUGCUACCUUCACCUUCGUGACCUUCGCUCCCAUCGAUGUGAUUACUACGGGCACGGAAACAAGGCUCGGGUGAAGGCGCUGCGGAAGCUGCGUCGAGAGGCCCCGAAGAUGCACCAUGGCAUUGCCGAGGACCUCCUCAAGCGGACCUUUGACAAUGCAUUGCGGAUGUUGCAAGGCGAGGACCAGGUCCACUGGCUUGGGGACUUGUUCUUUGAUACCGAAUUCCCGAUUGAUGUGCUUGCGGUUCAGGAGCUCAACCUGGAUUCACUCUCGGCAGCCUCCUUCGUGGCCAUCCUGAAAGAUCGGGGAGUGCAUGUUUUUCUCAGUGCGGAGGACAACGGUGUGUAUAGAUGUGCCGUGCUUUCCACACAUCCUGGUGUGGCGGUCGGCGUGCACAGUGGCCGACUUGCUGCAGCUUGUUUUGAGUUCCUGUGCAAUGGGAGCUUCAUCAAGGUGGCGUUUGCUUCUUACUACGGAGUGGUGUGGAAUGCGGAUGUGGCGAUGCAAGGUGCCCUGGAUGCGGUUGCGGAGCUCCGGGCGACGCGGGUGGCUUGGGUGCUUCUCGGCGACUACAACUUGGAGCCCUCCUUGGAGCCUCUGGCUUCGCACCUGGCUCGGGGCUUUGCGGUGCCGUGGGACCGGGACUUCGAGUCGCUGGAGCAGCUGCCGGGCACGCGAGAGUCCGGCCGUCGGCCUUGGGCUGUGUGUUAUGAGGUGGACCUGACUUCGCCGAGUGGAUGCUGUGGCCCUACCUUCUGCGACUUGUCCAAGGAGGCGAUCACUGAGGCUGCUUGGGCCUCACGAUGGGAUGGCGAGGCCUUCCGCCGCUUCCUCGAGGCGGACGACUUGAAUGCGGCUUGGACUCAGCUUUCGGACUGUGCGGAGGAUCUUCUUCGAGUUCCUGGUUCCUCGGGGCGCCGCCGCUCUUCGCUGUGGCGGCCGUGUGCUAGACUUCACCCUCGCAGCAAGGCUGGCAAGACUAAGGAGCCUCUGGUUCUUGUUCGGCUCCGUCGUUUGGAGCGGCAGUUGAGGCAGCUAGCUCAUGACCCUGGGCAUGGACGUCUUCGUGAUAAGGCGGCCAAGUUACUUGAUGACCUCCUGGAUGGGUGCCCCUGGCUUGCCGAGGUUCCCUACUUCCAGAUGGAGCAGUGGGCCGACUUUGUGGCUGAGCAUCUGGUGCAGAUGGAGGCUGCUCAGAAAGAGGCUGCCUUGGCUGCAUGGCGUGUUAGCAUGGAGGAGUCGGAGGGCAAGGUCAUUUCUUGGAUCCGGCGCCGUGAGAAACUGAAGGUGGAGCUUGAUCGCCCUCGUGUGCCAUCGGGCGAUGUGUAUGUCUCUAAGGCGGUCCAUCCUGUUCGGGUGAUUGCGGAGGCGGAGGACAGCUGGAUGCGCCUUUGGGGCCGGAGCACGGUGACGGGUCGGGUACCGGAUCUUCUUCGGCCUCUCCCUACUCUUCCUGAGGCUGCUUGGCACCCUUCCUUUACGGCGGAGGCGCUCUACAAGGCGGGCAAGCAGAUGGCGACGAAGGCGGCGGGCCCGGAUGGGUGGACGACCGGGCAAUGGUGUCUCCUCCCUAUGUCGUCCUGGGAGGCUUUGGCAGCUUUGUGGACCAAGGUGCUGGACACGGGCGUUGUGCCCGAAGUUUGGAGGCGGGGCAGAGUCGUACUGAUUCCCAAGCCCACUUCGGGUCAUAGACCGCUUACGGUGCUGUCGUGUGCAUGGCGUGUGGGGGCAAAGCUAUUGGUGGGCCAGCUUGCCGAUUGGCUGGACACGUGGGCUUCCCAUCGAGUUCUUGGUGGAGUUCACAGCCGCGGUGUUCGGGACAGCUUCCUUCGCAUCAUGGACUCACUCGACAACGACCAGCUGUACGUGCAGGAGGAUUUGACCAAGUACUUCGACAGCAUCCGCCACGAGGACUUGCAGGCCUCCUUGGAGAAGUUGGGCGCGCCGCAGGUCUUGUGUCGCUUGCUUCGGGACUUUUACGGCGGGCACUCUCGUGUUUUUACCCACAAUGGCACUACCGGCGCUGCAUGGCACAAGGUCCUUUGCGGAAUUCCUCAGGGCUGCCCGCUCUCGCCGCUUUUGGCUGGGGUGGUCAUGGCACUUUGGUCCCAGCACGUGGAGGAUGGUGGUGCCGGCGCGGUGCAGACGGUCUCCUUUGUGGAUGAUCGGUUGUUUUGGUCUUCGGCUCCUGCGACGUUGGCGGCGGCGAAGAUGCGGAGUUCGGCUUUCGACUCGGCCUAUGGCUUCAGUUGUGAUGUUUCCAAGAGCAAGUUCGUCCACCGGGCCUCCGAUGCCGAGGUGCGGGCUUUGGCGGCCGACUUGGGCUACGACGAGGCGGACUGCUUGACGAUCCUUGGCUUGGUCAUCCCAUUGGACCGUGCUGAGGUGCCGAUGCUUAAGGGUUUUGACCUGGAGAAGGUGCGGAGGAGGCUGCGUCUCAUUGCUGUGGCGGUGCGGAGCCCCGCUACCAAGUGCCGUUUCAUGAACAUGCUUGUUUUGCCGAUGCUGACUUGGGCUGGUGGCUACGCGUCGGUCCCGCAGGACACCAUGGAGGCGCUGAUGGCGGACUUUAGGUGGUUGUUGCACAAGGACCUGGCCGCCGACUCACCGCCGGUGCUGUGCUACGAGCUUGCGGGCUGGGAGGUGCAUCCUGGCUAUGCUCGUGAUCUUGCUGCUCUUCGGGGUGCUGCUGGACUCCACUGCCGAGUUCCUGUCUGGUUGGAGGAGGCUUCGGUGCGACUGGCUGGGCAGCGCUGGCCGGCCAUGCUGCCGGUGACUCGCGAAGUUCUGGCGAACCUUGGGUGGUGGUGCGAUGCGCGGGGUUCCUUCAUCCUUCGGCGCGACUCCUAUGGCCAGGUGCGCUCCUUCGAGGUUGGUGUGGACUCCUUCGAGACGGUGGCUGAGUGGCUUCGGGACGCUUACCGGCGACGUGGCUUGGCAAACUGUGGCCGUGUGGUGAAGGCGCUGCACAGAGAGGAGGAGCCCGACUUGGCCCAGGGUUUGGCACUGCCGGGUCCCCCGAAGGACUACUUGGCGGUCUUCGCUGGUCACCGUUGGGCUUGGCGCAGCUCGUCUGACACUUUGGAGCGGCGGUCGGCGAUGGUCACUGGCUGCUCUGCUUGGUUCAAGCAUAAGAAGCUGAUGCAUCAUGCACGUGAUGGGGCAGGCCCGCCCGAUUGUCUCUGCUCCAAGCGGCUUCCCUCGAGGCCGCACCUGUUGUGGAACUGCCCGGCGACUCGUGACCUGGUGGCGGACGUGAGCCCUCCGGUCAACAGAUUACAGGAGAGACUGCUGGCGUGUGAAGUUCCUGAGGUGCCGGGACCUCCUCUGGCUCUUGACCUCGAGGACUACAUCGAUGACAUCGCGGAGGCUUUGGAUGCUAGGCUGGCACUGGGCUCCCCGAUUUAUGUGGCGACGGACGGCUCCGUCGUCGACUUGGUGGCGGCGUGGGCAAUUGCCCUGGACGGCGAGGUGAACUUCGCCCAACCGGUGGCCGGGGAGGACCAGAGCUCUCAUCGUGCUGAGGUGGACGGCCUGAUCUUCGUGGCCAAGGCCCAAGGCCUUGGGCAGGUGCAGUGCCGAGGGCGACGUGCAUGUGAUUGCCGACUGCCAGUCGGCUCUUACGACGGUGACGGGAGGUGGCGCUUUGCCUCUCUUGAGUUCCAGAGCUGUUGCUGCUUUUCGGGACGUGCCUCGAAGAAUCAAGGUGAAGCGAUGGUGGGUCCCUUCCCACGGCAAGAUGGCACCGGCUGCUUGGCAACCGCCUCCUUGUGGCGAGAUGGUGGCGCGGGCUUUGAAUUUCAAGGCUGA
Symbiodinium sp. CCMP2592 is the source of this 12906-nucleotide messenger RNA. The record is from the annotation of a GenBank genome assembly. Lineage: Eukaryota; Dinophyceae; Suessiales; Symbiodiniaceae.